Molecule: messenger RNA, 795 nt
Organism: Diaporthe citri
Lineage: Eukaryota; Fungi; Ascomycota; Sordariomycetes; Diaporthales; Diaporthaceae
Exons: 8
Coding region: 1-795 (264 amino acids)
Source: RefSeq, a predicted model, not a curated record
AUGACUGCAAGACUCAGAAAAAUCGAAGAGCAUCUCAACAUGGCGAACGAAGCUAACAUCCAACUCUACACUACCGGGACGCCCAACGGGAUCAAAGUGUCCAUUCUGCUAGAGGAGCUUGGCCUGCCCUACCAGACGACCGCCAUAGAUUUGGCCAAAAACACACAGAAGGAAGACUGGUUCCUUGAGAUCAACCCCAAUGGCAGAAUCCCAGCCAUCACGGACAAGUUCGGCGACAAGACUAUCCGGCUGUUCGAGAGCGGCUCGAUUCUGCUGUACCUCGUCGACAAAUAUGACAAGGACCACAAGAUCUCGUAUCCCCACGGGACAGAGGAGUACUAUGAGACCAACAACUGGCUCUUCUUCCAAAACGCCGGUCUAGGGCCGAUGCAGGGUCAGGCAAAUCACUUCACAAGAUACGCACCCGAGAAGAUCCCCUACGGCAUUUCUCGAUACCAGAACGAGACACGACGCCUGUACCGUGUCCUAGACACCGCGCUCGAGAAGAGCAAGUCCGGAUUCCUCGUCGGUGACCGUCUCACAAUCGCAGACGUCUCGUGUUGGGGUUGGGUCGCUUCAGCCAAGUGGUCGGGUAUCGAUAUUAACGAUUUCCCCCGCCUCAAGAAAUGGCUUUACAAGCUGCUUGAGCGGCCUGGGUUCGAGAAGGGUCGAAAUGUCCCCACUGAGCACAAGGCCUUCAAGAUGGCCGAGUUGUCCGAGGAGGAGCUUGACAAGCUGGCGGCCGGCCCGCGUGCCUGGGUGCAGGCUGGAAUGAAGCAGGAUGCUGCAAAAUAA